This is a messenger RNA of Oncorhynchus masou masou (cherry salmon), 458 nucleotides long. Its product is annotated as protein PHTF2-like. Gene Ontology annotation, cellular component: endoplasmic reticulum. The transcript has 3 exons. NCBI's taxonomy places the organism in Eukaryota, Metazoa, Chordata, Actinopteri, Salmoniformes, Salmonidae. The annotation marks the transcript as partial. The record is from RefSeq and is a predicted model, not a curated record.
GGCCUGAGGAACAAGCCGAAGAAGACAGGCCAUGUGAAAGCAGACCUCAUUGAUGUGGACCUAGUGAGAGGUUCUGCUUUUGCCAAGGCCAAGCCUGAGUCUCCCUGGACGUCUCUGACCAGGAAGGGUCUUGUCAGGGUGGUGUUGUUCCCCUUCUUCUUCAGAUGGUGGAUCCAGGUCACCUCCAGAGCCAUCUUCCUCCUCCUCCUCCUCCUCUACCUGCUACAAGUGGCUGCUGCAGCGUUAUUCUUCACCAUUCCCCAGCCCCACAGUAUCCCGACCACAGAGGUGUUUGGGGCGAUAUGGCUGAUGCUGUUACUGGGGACAGUGCACUGCCAGAUCGUCUCCACACGCACCCCCAAACCCACCAGCAGCAGCAGCUCUGGCAAGAGAAGAAGGUGGGGAGAAGGGCUGGGGAUGGAAGGAGGGAGGGAGGGAGGGAGGGAGAGAGAGGAGGG